Molecule: messenger RNA, 1089 nt
Organism: Drepanopeziza brunnea f. sp. 'multigermtubi' MB_m1
Lineage: Eukaryota; Fungi; Ascomycota; Leotiomycetes; Helotiales; Drepanopezizaceae
Molecular function (GO): oxidoreductase activity, acting on the CH-CH group of donors, NAD or NADP as acceptor
Source: RefSeq, a predicted model, not a curated record
AUGGUCAAACCGGUUCAACGCAAAGGCAACAUCAUGGCUCAAUCUACAUACACCUCCGUCGUCCUUGCCCAGCGCCCCAAGGCUCUCAUCGUGCCGGGCGAGACCUUUACCCUGAAGGAAAACCCCAUGCUCAGCGAGAAGGAUCUCGAAGAUGGCCAGGUUCUGGUUGAGACGCUGUACUUGUCGCUUGAUCCGGCGAUGAGGGGGUGGUUAAAUGACAAACGCUCGUACAUCCCGCCUAUCCAAAUUGGCGCUGUGAUGCGAGGAACUGUCAUCGGAAAGGUCCUAGCAAGCAAGUCGUCGAAGUUCAGCGUUGGGAACUACGUUACGGCGCCUUCCGGGUGGUCCGAAAUAGCGAUUGUUAACCAGAAAGAGAUCUCUCUCCUCCAGAUCCCAGAGAACGGAAAAGUUACGGAUUCUCUCGGGGUGCUCGGAAUGACUGGUCUUACUGCGUACUUCGGCAUCACAGACGUGGGACAGGUCAAGGCCGGUGAUUUUGUGGUCGUGUCUGGCGCCGCAGGUGCGACUGGAAGCGUGGUGUGCCAAAUCGCCAAGCUCAAGGGAGCAACAGUCUUGGGACUGGCGGGAAGCGAUGAGAAGGUCAAAUGGCUGAAGGACCUCGGAUGCGAUGAUGCUUUGAACUAUAAGAGCCCUGACUUCGUGAAAGAUUUCAAGGAGAAGACACCGGAUCUGAUUGAUGUUUUCUUCGACAAUGUUGGGGGCCAAAUUUUGGAGCUUGCGUUGAGCAGAGCGAAACCUCAUGCACGAUUCGUCAUGUGCGGUGCUAUCAGUCAGUACAACUCUGCUCAACCGGUUGGGCCAAAGAACAUUACCAUGGUGAUUACCAUGCGCAUCAAGAUGCAAGGUUUUAUCGUCUUCGACUAUAUUCCCCAAUACCCCGCAGCUCGAGCCGAACUCGCGAAGUGGCUGUCCGAGGGUAAGCUGCAACGCAAGGAGACGAUCAUCAAGGGUGGUCUCAAGGCUGCCGAAAAGGCUCUCGUCGACCUUUACAAUGGUGUGAACACUGGUAAGUUGCUGGUAGAGGUCAAGUCGGAGGAUCCCGAGAGCACUACUUCAUCCAGGCUGUAG